Messenger RNA from Penicillium paradoxum, 1929 nucleotides. RefSeq lists its product as uncharacterized. Gene Ontology annotation, cellular component: chromatin. Gene Ontology annotation, molecular function: zinc ion binding; DNA-binding transcription factor activity, RNA polymerase II-specific; RNA polymerase II cis-regulatory region sequence-specific DNA binding. The record is from RefSeq and is a predicted model, not a curated record. The coding region runs from base 1 to 1929 and encodes 642 amino acids. Gene Ontology annotation, biological process: DNA-templated transcription; regulation of transcription by RNA polymerase II. The transcript has a single exon. NCBI's taxonomy places the organism in Eukaryota, Fungi, Ascomycota, Eurotiomycetes, Eurotiales, Aspergillaceae.
AUGGCCGAUUCAUUCAGAAACCUAUCGAGGCUGCCUACUGAUCCAGCAACUCAUGUCUCUCCCAAAAGGUCUCUCAGCACCGAUAUAUCAACUCUACAUCACGCUACCACUGUUGACUUUGAGCAACGUGCCACAUCUGCACCAACUGGUGAAGGUGAUACGGCCCCCAGUUCAGGGCCUGGGACAUGGUUCCUCGAGGAUGAUUUUGACGUUAGCGCGCUUGACUUCUCGAUAACCUCGACAAUAUCCGAAUGGGCACAGAUCCCAAAUGUGUUUCCUGCACCAAGUCUUUCUACGCAGAACCAUGAUGGUUUCACUCCUAUUCAAAGCUCUAUUCCAGAGAUCGAAGCAUCAAAUAUGGCUGGAGACUCAGUCAAGCGUAAAUGGUUCACUCAUAUGUCUCCAUCUGACGAGACCCGAUCUAACCGGGAAUUCAAAGCUACAGGGCCAAGUUGGCCAGGACAAACAAAUGCGAAUGAGUCAUAUCGAGCUGGUCUCUCACAAAAGCUUCGUCGACCUAUGGAAGAUGAGGCGUUGCCGUCUUCGGAACAGCUGAAUCUUUUCGCGAAACUAUAUUUCCAUCGAUUUCAUCCUUUGUUGCCGGUUAUACAUGCCCCUUCGUUUCGACCAACAGCAGAAAACUCUCUGCUAUUUUUGUCCAUUUGCUCCAUCGGGAGCUUGUUCGUUGGGUCUUCUCGCGCAGUGACUCAAGGUGCACGAAUAUUUGAGCGAUUGAACAAAGCCAUUUUGGCGUCAUGGGAAUCAUUCUUGUCAGAAAGCCGACCAGAUGCCCUGUCUAUGGUACAAGCUGCUAUCUUGGGCCAAACCUACGCUAUUCUGGCUGGCAAGCCUAAGUUCCUUGUUCUAGCUGAUGUUUUGCACGGAACAGUCGCCUCAUGGGCCCGUGAAGCAAAUCGACUUGGUAAUCUUUGCAGUCAGCCACAAGAUAUACGUGAAACCACAGAUAUUGAAAGAAGUUGGAAUCAAUGGAUUGAUAACGAACAACGAGCUCGAGUUCAAGCUGCAUUAAAUGUUCACGAUGCUGAGCUGGCAGCUCUAAACCACCAUCAGCCAAUACGCAGUCAUCGAUUCCGCCAGUUUCCCCGUCUAGCAUCGGACGAAUUGUUUUCUGCACCUACAGCAUCCAAAUGGGCCGAGAUUUUUCGUCAGACUCUACAAUCGCAGGCUGAGGAACAGCUCCAUCCUCAAUUACUCCGGUCUUUAGAUCCAUUCCCAGUCACAGGCCAUGAUUCAAGGUUUACCGCAUAUGGAAUCCUUGAAGGAAUCAGCGCUCGCCUCAUAGAUGCUAGACAGUCGCACGAAUUCGACCAUCUGAUCAGCCAAAAUACGUCUAAUCUUUUGAUUCAGUGGUGGGAGACAUACAAUACGACUGACCCAGAUCCGUUUUGUCUACCCGUGUUAUGGCAUUCCAUCUUCAUAUCCUUAUAUGCAGACAUGGACCUACUGGAACAAGGAAUAGGCCGAGAUGGUCGAAUCCAGGCCCUAGAAGCAUCAGCGCCAGCACGGGAAUGGGCCUGUUCCCUCAAUGCCAGCCGCUGCCUCGUGCACGCAUCGCUCAUUGCCCGAUAUCUCGAACGUAUGAGCAUAUCCGCCGAGCCAGCAAUUCAUGUUCCUCGUGCGCUAUUUUCAGCAGCAUUGAUAUAUCUGUCUGUUGCGCAGUAUGCCCCCAAACAUAUUGUACACGCGGAAGCAUUUGCCUCGCCAGAGAUGAAGCUGCUGGAUGAUGGGGCCGCGGAGGGCGCAUGCUUCCCUGGGUAUGCUCAGAGUAGAGAGAUUUCUGUUAUUGCGGAUUUGGACCAGUUGUAUGGGAUGAUUGACUUGUUACAAAGGGGUGGGCGUUGGGGUAUCUCACAGGCUUUUGCGAGUGUGCUUUCUACGGCGCUAGAUGAAACCAAAGGUGGUGCUUAG